UGUGACAGUCCGACUGGAUACCUCUCCAAACCCGUGCGUAAAACCUCUUUUGGAAAGACAUUCGGAUACCCAAAAGUAGUGUUUUGACUGAAAACCAUCGCAUCUGAAGAAAAUACAAACUCUGACAGCUAUCGGUGGAAGACAUUGACUGUAUCUUUGGCUGACUCUUUUACACGAGUGCAUCAGAAUUUUUUUUUUUUUUUUUAUGAAACCACCCUCGGAUGCAAAAGCAAUCUCCAGAUUCGCAGGUCAAUAAGAUUUAUGUGUCUCUUACCUUUUGUAGCUAUGUGUGCAUUGACUCGUUGGAGAUAAAGUGUCCACAAUAAUACCUUUUUGUGAGGGGGGGAAAGGGAAGGGGUGUGCGCGCUCUCGCACUUCAGCCUUACCAGAGAAAGGAAGAAAUCUGGGAGAGACGAGGGAAGAGAAGUUGCGUCUCCAAGGAUGACUUUAGGGACGGAUAUGUCCGACAGCUCUGCAUUGUCCGAAGAUGUAGACAUUGAUGUGGUCGGAGGGGACAUAUCCGUCGGGAAAGACGGGAAAUACAUUCACCACGAGUUCAACUUGGACAAUGACUCGGACGAUAAUUACUCCCAGAGCGCGGCGGAGAGAGGUUCCUCUCCGGGGCUCAGCAGCUCCGACUGCCCGUCAGAGCCUCUGGGAUCCGGCGCGGAGUCUGGGACCUUGAUCGGGGACAAACCCCGAAAAAGUGCACUUGUGAAACCCCCUUACUCGUACAUCGCUCUGAUCACAAUGGCCAUCCUGCAGAGUCCCAAGAAACGGCUCACGCUCAGCGAGAUCUGCGAGUUCAUCAGCAACAGAUUCCCUUACUACCGGGAAAAAUUCCCUGCGUGGCAGAACUCCAUACGCCACAAUCUUUCCCUAAACGACUGCUUUGUGAAAAUCCCACGGGAGCCCGGUAACCCGGGAAAGGGCAACUACUGGACCCUGGACCCGGACUCCGCAGACAUGUUCGACAACGGGAGCUUCUUGCGCAGGAGGAAGCGCUUCAAGAGACACCAAAGUAACGAAAUCCUCAGGGACUCCGGCGGCUUUCUGCCAGGGUUCGGAUACGGGCCGUAUGGAUACAACUACGGACUCCAGCUGCAGAACUUUCACGCAGCCCACAACCCUUUCCACCCGCACCACACCGGCGGAUCUUUCCCCUUCCCCAACGCCCCCUGCACCUUGCCUUCACCUGCAUCCAUAUUCCCCGCGCCGCAUCACUUGCCCUCCCUUCUAGGGACCGACCUGAGGAAGCCUUUUUACCCGCAGCUCAGCCCGUCCCUGCCGCCUCUAAAGACGGACUCCAGCUCCACAACGAGUCGGCCCUCCUUCUCCAUUGACAACAUCAUAGGAGCGGCCAACUCCAGCGGCUCUUCCUACAGCGCGCAGAGCAGCAGCCAGGCUCAGAUCCUGGCCAUGCUCACCCCGGCGCUGGCCUCCGCUUCCAGCCACCUGAACAUUUCCCAGGAGGGCCUAUUCCAAGCAAGCCCGCAGAGUCAGACUUUUCCCACCAAGACCUCCAACUUGAACACUUGCCCUUUCUAAAAACUGAAAAAGUGAAUAAGAAAUAAUAAUUGUGACGUCGUCCUAUGUGAAGGUAGGAUGAACAUUUUUGCUGCAGAAAGAAAGAAAGUAAGAGAGAGAGAGAGUUUGUUUCGAGCUCUCUCGGUUUCCUAACAAUGUGAGAGGAGACUUUAUUUAUGCGAUGUAAAUAUAUGUGCAUAACACUGAGAGGCGGACAACUUAUGAAAGAUCAUAAAAAACAAACACAAUGCAGGCCUGCAAGUCCGGUCUGCGGUCCUCAUUUAGAAGGUGAUGGGAUUUAAAAUAAUAAUCAUAAUAAUAAUAAAAACUGAUAUUUUAACAUAAGUUAAAGUUGUCACCAACGACCAGUGGGGCUUAUUUCCAUUUUUUUUUAUAAAUAUAACUGAGAAUUUAAUUAUGAUUUAUAUUGUGUUUAUUGUAAGAUAGUGGCACUAUUGUUGUUGAUAUCUAGAAGAAAGACGGCAAUCUCAGGUUUUUACUUAGAAAGCACAUGAAGACGAAAGGGGGGUUUCUGACUUUACAUAGAAAAAUCACUCCAAUCUCCAGCAGUCCCCCUCCUACAUGGUGAAUUUGUGGCAAUAUCGUUUCCUGUUGUCAGUGGAUACAUAUAGGUUGUGUGAUUGACUCUCUCAACCUUUUUUAAAUUGUUCGUUCCUCCCUAUAUUUACAGUUGAAUCUGUGAAACAUUUGUCUUGUGUUGCCAAUAGCUGAGCACCUAAAUGUUCAUAGGUCAGUUCUUUUUUGUUGUAACGACAAGAAUAAUAAAUGUUUGUGAGUUUAAGAAACAAAAACUCUUUUUUUUACUUUAGUUUUUCUGCAUUCAAAAUUACAAGACAUUUAAAAAAUCUUAAAGUGCAAACGAGAGCUCGCAAACUUGUCUUAAACUUGUCUACUUUUCUUUAUCAUUUUUUUUCCUUCAAAUGAAAAUUCUUUGAAGAGGUUCCAAACUAUGGGAUUUAUUUGAAAUCACGUUCACGACCCAGAUUCUUUCCCAUUUUUGCGUAUGUUGUUAGGGAUUUCCCAAAAAAUAAACUGCCGCUUAAUGUUAGUGGAAGGAAAUGAUUAAUGUGUUAACGACAACAUUAGCAGCUGAAGCUUGCACUAAAUUGAUGUCUGGGUAUGAACAAGACACAUAAUUCCCCUUUAUGUGUUUCCACAUGUUGAUGUGCACAAAAUUGGAGAAUAUCACGCAACAGUGGGCAAGUAUAUUCCUCUUGUGUGGCUGUUACUCGUUUGUAAAAGGACCAGCGACGUACAAAGGCUCCCCCAUAUGAAUGGGAGGGGGGGGAGACGUUACAGCGAGCCUCGGCACUCUGUAAUUGAAAGUGAACAAGGAUAUCCCCACGGUCUUUGGGGGCUUUCGUUGCUAAUUUGUAACAGCAUUUUUCAUCGGGCUCUC
This is a messenger RNA of Xiphophorus maculatus (southern platyfish), 2947 nucleotides long. RefSeq names its product forkhead box protein D2-like (gene foxd2). The transcript has a single exon. Gene Ontology annotation, biological process: cell differentiation; anatomical structure morphogenesis; regulation of transcription by RNA polymerase II. Lineage: Eukaryota; Metazoa; Chordata; Actinopteri; Cyprinodontiformes; Poeciliidae. Gene Ontology annotation, molecular function: DNA-binding transcription factor activity, RNA polymerase II-specific; RNA polymerase II cis-regulatory region sequence-specific DNA binding. Bases 442 to 1548 code for a protein of 368 amino acids. The record is from RefSeq and is a predicted model, not a curated record.